Verticillium alfalfae VaMs.102 is the source of this 357-nucleotide messenger RNA. Its product is annotated as linoleate diol synthase. The record is from RefSeq and is a predicted model, not a curated record. The coding region runs from base 1 to 357 and encodes 118 amino acids. NCBI's taxonomy places the organism in Eukaryota, Fungi, Ascomycota, Sordariomycetes, Glomerellales, Plectosphaerellaceae. The transcript has 2 exons.
AUGACCAUGAUGACAUGCUGCUGCAUUAUGCGAUGGAGGCCAUCCUCUGAUCUCGCCUUCAAUGCGGAAGUCUAUCCCCGACCGACCGAUAUAUUGGUCACCCGACCCCUGGACAGCUACCACUUUGUUGGCUACGGCCCCAACCAGGCUCUCGCCAGCCCUCUCAGUCGCUUUGUGCUCGUCAGUAUGUUUCGCGCCGUGGCACGUCUCAAAAAUGUACGAAAGGCCCCUGGCCCGCAGGGGGAGAUCAAGACCGUUGAUGACGGAGACGCGGCAGGGUUGGAUCGAUACAUGGAUGUCUUCUGGAGAGAAUUUUCUCCGUCUCCCGUGAAUAUGAAGUUGCAUUUCGACGCCUGA